AAAGCAUGUGGGAGCGGGUCGGGUGAUCAGAACCCUCGGCCCUGAGGCUGAACGUCUCCUCGGCCUAAGGUAGGGAAGUAGCGGCACGACUGAGCUCCAGCCGAGGAAUCGUUUACCUGGGGAUGUGUGUGAACGCCGGGGGCGGGGCUGCGGCGCGCCGAGACUGACUGCGCCUGCGUGGGUCCCAUCUCCCCCCCGCCCCUCCCCCGCUAGUUUCUGGAGGGGUGCGGUUACCUGGCUCGGUGUCUCCAAUUUCGUCCUCCAGUUUUUGGAUGUCUAAAGUUGGAUAUUCUACUUUUUUUUUGUCUACCCAUGAGAAUACAGAAGAAAAAUGUUCGCCCAACCCAAUUCUAGUAAAUUAGAUCUUGGAGACUAGUAUCUCAUCCUUACCAUUUAGUUUCUUAACUCUUGCCUUUUUGUAACAAUGUAUUGAAAAUGAUGUUCUUCGCAUUUUUAACACACAGUAGACAAUGAUUUUUUUCUUUUUUCGUUGUUGAGAAUGUUUCUCAUGAAGACUGACUGUGGGUGCCAUUUAUGAGUACGGAGAUUAAGAGUGAAGCACUGCGCUUGGUUUAUGGAAGAGUUUUCAAAAGCAAAGAAGACAAAAAUUUAAGGAACAUCUGUUAAAACGAAAAUCACUUUUGACAUACAAACAGGAAAAUCAGAUUUCCAGUAAUAGAGUGAUGACAUCUGAAGACCAGGUCCAACAAGGGACAAAACUUCUGAAACGUAAAACAAAAAUGGCUGAUAAAGAAAAUAUCAGAAGACAUUCAGAAAGCACAAAUACAAUGGAAAAGAAUUGUAUUCUCUUAAAGGCUUCUAAUGAAUUAACUAAUUCUACUACCACAACUGAAACACAUAAUUUUGAGAAUGAUAAUCAGACUCUGCAGUUGUUACCAAUUAAAAAUGAUUCCCAAAGUCAAAAUGUGACAUUAAGCCAGGCAUUUCAUCAUAGAAAUAAUGGUAAAAAGAAACAGAUGACUGCAGAAAAACCAAAGCAAGAUGCUAGCAUAUUCAAGAAACCUGUGCUAGGAUGUUAUCGUGGCCAAAUUGUUCAGUCUAAAGUAAAUUCAUUCAGAAAACCUCUACAAGUCAAAGAUGAGCAUUUUGCAACAACAAAGAAACUUUCAACUACUGUCUCUAAAGGCACAAAGUCUAAGUGUAUGAACACCAGCAGUGUAACAAUACAAAGUGAUAGAGCCCCAAAUACGACCACUACCACUAAAUUUAUGGGCACUACAUCUCAGAACACACAACUUGCACGGCCUCCCAUUAGAAGCCACAGUAACAACCAGAACAGGGUAAAACAAGACAUCAACAGAACCUCUGCCAAUGUCACAUUCCAAAAAAGGCCUUCUGAAAAAGAACUAUUACAAUCAAAAAUAGAUCUGUCUAGUGUCAAAACCAGUUCCCAGGACACAAAAAGUAAGCCGUUACAGUCAAAAUCAGUUCUACCUUGUGUCAAAACCACUUCUCAGGACAUAAAAAGAAGUAAGGCAUUAUUCCAAAACAUAUCAUCUGAACCUGUAGCCAGACCACUUUCAUUUGCUGUGACUAAAGUGACAGAAAAGUCAGAAGCCAUUGACCAGCGAAGACAUACCAUAGCAAAAACCACUGUGGAUAGAUCAGCUCAGCCCAAGGAAACUGCAGAAGAGAGAAGAGCUCGUCUGAGUGAGUGGAGAGCCAGCAAAGGAAGAGUGCUGAGGAGGCCUCCUACCUCAGUCGUUACGCAGCCUGAGCCGGAGAGACAAAAUGAAACUCCAGUUAGGUCCUUUUGGACUACCAUGGCAGAAGAGGAUGAACAAAGAUUAUUUACUGACAAAGUCAACAGGACAUUUUCUGAAUGCCUGAAUCUGAUUAAUAAGGGAUGCCCAAAAGAAGAAAUAAUGACCACACUGAAUGACCUGAUUAAAAAUAUCCCAGAUGCUAAAAAACUUGUUAAAUAUUGGAUAUGCCUCAUACGUAUUGAAUCAAUCACAAGUCCUAUUGAAAAUAUUAUCUCAAUCUAUGAGAAGGCUAUUCUGGCAGGAGCUCAGCCUAUUGAAGAGAUGCGACAGACAAUUGUAGAUAUUAUAACAAUGAAGAAUCAAGAAAAACGUAAGUAUGGAGAAAACAUUGAAGAUGCUGAUAGAACUGAGGAACAAAUCCAAGAAAUUAACACUGAGGAUACAGGUGUUAAUCUAGAACCAAGAAAACCAGAAGUAGAAAAUAAGCAUAAUAGAAAUGUGGUAUUUCAAGACUGUGAAAAACAGCAAGAUGACAGAACAAAAGAUCCAGCUGACAGUUUUAAAACCCCUGAUACAGAAAAUAGAUCAAGUUGCUUAAUUAAAUAUAAUAUAUCUACUACACCAUACUUGCAAAGUAUAAAAAAGAAGAUGCAACUCGAUGAAACAAAUUCUGCAUUUAAAGAGCUAAAGUUUCUAACACCAGUGAGACGUUCUCGACGUCUUCAAGAGAAGAUUUCUAAAUUGCCAGAUAUGUUAAAAGAUCAUUAUCCUUGUGUAUCCUCACUGGAACAGUUAUCAGAGUUAGGAGGUGAAUCUGAUGCUUUUGUAUGUCGCCCUAAUGUAGCACUGUGCCCUGUAUUCACCGAGGCUGAUAUUGCAGAGGAGAAAUAGAAUUCCAGGAAGGAGUGAGGGAUUUUAUUAUUUCUUGGGGUGUUUUGUUUGUGUGGCUUGAUAGUUCCCUUGAACCUGGAGUUGGCCAGGUACCUAACUAUUCAUGGAAGUAAGAGCCUAUAUUGACAUGCAUAUCACAGGAGCUGUUCAUCUGUGUAUGGGAAAUGAAUCCUAUCAAGUCAGUAUCAACAGACUGAGUUUUCCUUUUAAGAUAAGUAAAUUUUAUCAGUUUUUUUAACCAUGUUCCUUAAAAAUAAAUAGGUUUGUUAUAAUGUUACCUUGUUUACUUUAUUAAAUGUAAGUAUAGUAACGAUGCAUCAUCAGAAAAUGAGGUAUUCUAGAUAAAAGUUUUAUUACAUGAGCAUUUUUCAUAAAAAUUGUGAUACACUUCCCUGCCUUUAAACAAAAUACUAACAAUUCUUUUUUUGCCUUGAUUUGAUUAGUGUAAAAAUGAAAAUUUAUGUCCGAGAGCUAGGCAUAGUGAAAUAAGCUGGUAAUCCUAGCACUAAGAAGGCUGAGGCAGGAAAAUUGUGAGUUCAAGGCCAGCCUGAGUUA
Molecule: messenger RNA, 3173 nt
Organism: Fukomys damarensis (Damara mole-rat)
Lineage: Eukaryota; Metazoa; Chordata; Mammalia; Rodentia; Bathyergidae
Gene: Ckap2
Product: cytoskeleton associated protein 2
Exons: 10
Coding region: 684-2618 (644 amino acids)
Biological process (GO): negative regulation of microtubule depolymerization
Cellular component (GO): microtubule cytoskeleton
Source: RefSeq, a predicted model, not a curated record